UCCGCUUCGUCCUCCCUUUCCUGUGAGGCGCGAGCGAAGCGGUGAGGCGGGUGGACGCCGAGUUUCCCGUUUUCGUCGUGCAGACAACGUCACUGCAGAGAUGGUCAAUGUUCCCAAAACCCGAAGGACUUUCUGUAAGAAGUGUGGAAAGCAUCAGCCUCACAAAGUGACCCAGUAUAAGAAGGGCAAGGAUUCCCUUUAUGCCCAGGGAAAGAGGCGCUAUGAUCGGAAGCAGAGUGGCUAUGGUGGGCAGACAAAGCCAAUUUUCCGGAAGAAGGCUAAAACCACAAAGAAGAUUGUGCUGAGGCUUGAAUGCGUUGAACCUAACUGCAGGUCCAAGAGGAUGCUGGCCAUUAAGAGAUGCAAGCAUUUCGAACUGGGAGGAGAUAAGAAGAGAAAAGGCCAAGUGAUCCAGUUCUAAGCUUUGCGAUUUUGAGAGGAAAAUGUUGACGCUGUAGAAGAAUUACGCAUUUGAAAAUAAAUGCAGUGAUACUUUUACUCAAA
This is a messenger RNA of Canis lupus familiaris (dog), 504 nucleotides long. It is a transcript of the gene RPL36AL, whose product is annotated as ribosomal protein L36a like. Gene Ontology annotation, cellular component: cytosolic large ribosomal subunit; ribosome. The record is from RefSeq and is marked validated. Gene Ontology annotation, molecular function: structural constituent of ribosome. NCBI's taxonomy places the organism in Eukaryota, Metazoa, Chordata, Mammalia, Carnivora, Canidae. The transcript has 2 exons. The coding region runs from base 101 to 421 and encodes 106 amino acids. Gene Ontology annotation, biological process: translation.